This is a messenger RNA of Anneissia japonica, 3372 nucleotides long. Its product is annotated as chromodomain Y-like protein 2. Lineage: Eukaryota; Metazoa; Echinodermata; Crinoidea; Comatulida; Comatulidae. Bases 57 to 1712 code for a protein of 551 amino acids. The transcript has 8 exons. Gene Ontology annotation, molecular function: transcription corepressor activity. Gene Ontology annotation, cellular component: nucleus. The record is from RefSeq and is a predicted model, not a curated record.
CACUGCUAUUGGCUGAUUGGGCCCUACGCUUCAAUUACAAUCAACGUUCGGUUGAAAUGGCGGAAGCAGGCAAGAGGAGCGACAAAGACUGCGUGUAUGAGGUAGAAAAAGUACUAAACAGAAGAAGAAAUAAAUAUGGAAAAAUUCAGUACUUGGUGAGGUGGAAAGAUUUUACUAGUGAUGAUGAUACUUGGGAACCAUUGAGUAACCUUAGCGACUGUCUCCAACGUGUGGAUGAGUUUAAUGAACGAUUAUACGAUGCCAAAGGAAGCCAAAAGAAUGCAACAAAAGAAAAAAGUAUGGCAGAAAAGAAAUUUGCUAGUAGAGGUAUCAAACCGAGAACGGAGAAACAUAAUAAUAAUGGUUUAAAUCAUAGAACAAAAAGGAGAGUACAACAAGAGAAAUGUAAUUCUUCGUCAGUGAAUAUGCCUGUAACCAAUGGGUGUGACUACUCACAAAAACAAAGGGACUCGCCACGCUCGUCGUCUGACGUGGAAUAUGGGAGAGACACGACAACGGAUGUCAGCUCUCCAAACUCUGUAGCGGAUAUCUGUACAAAUGUGAAACGGUCUCUCAAUCGUUCUUUUUCUGUAUCAAACAAUUAUUUUACAAAUUCACAAGGUGCUGAUUCGGAAGCCACGCCCAGGAAACGCCAUAGAUUAUUAAGUUUACAUGGUAGUAGUGAAAAAUACUACAGAGGUGUUCAGAAUCCAGUAAGUAUCAUUCAAACAACAACAAGUUUGCCAUUCUCAAAAACUUUUAUUAAACAGCUUUCCCCAGUUGUGAAACUCCACGAUAUAACAAGCCCGUCAAUGCGUUCCCAGUUCAAUGGGGUAAAGAGAUUGCAUAUGCAUCUUGAAAAUGAUAAAGAACCUACUGAAGAUCAAAAGGAUAGGCGAACCAGUUUGAGACAUGACUUUUUGUACAAGUUCAAAGAGAUAGUGGUGCGGAAAUAUGCUGGCUACACCCAGGUCUGGUUCUUCACAAGCUCAACUGUUAGAAACUCACUUAAUCCAAAGGUAUUCAAUGAGUUAACAACAAUCUUAACGAACUCAAAAAAGGACAAAAGUACUCAUGUUGUCCUCCUUAAUGGAGCAGGCAAUAUCUUUUGUUCAGGUUUGGAUUUACGGUACCUUGCUCAUCGCUCUUAUGAAAUCCGAAGAAAAAGAAGCAAAGAAAUGGCAGAGGCAUUAAGGAUAUUCAUCGACACACUGAUUAACUUCCCAAAGAUAAUCAUAGCCGCGGUGAACGGUGCAGCGACUGGCUUAGGCGCAGCAAUACUGCCCCUAUGCGACAUCGUAUAUGCCUCUGAUAAGGCCAUCUUCUCCACGCCGUAUGGUAGCCUAGCGCAAGUACCGGAGGGCUCCUCUUCCGUGACAUUUCCAGCAAUUAUGGGACAUGCCCUGGCCAAUGAAAUGCUGAUUGGAGGACGUAAGCUGACAGCGUUAGAAGCCUAUGCCUGUGGCCUCGUGUCUCAUGUAUUCUGGCCUACAAGCCUUAUGCAAGAAGUGAUACCUAGAGUCCAGAGUAUUGCUGCCAAUUCCAGCAAGGCAAUGGAAAUGUCCAAAGCCCUUAUCAGAAAUAACAGCCGUGCCAAGAUGGAGAACGCUAAUGAAAAUGAGUGCUCUAAGCUGGCUGAAUGCUGGGCGUCUUCGGAAGGAUUAAAAGCCAUGCAGAGUUACAUUGAGAAAAACAGAGACACAUUCCUGUGACGGACGCGUUUGCUAUUAAAUCUGUAAAUGUAUGUAGCGCCAUCUACCAUUAGAUGACAUUGAAACUGGUUUUUAUUACAGCUGGUCCAAGAAUUAAAGGUGUAAGUGUUGCCAGUACAUACAGUACCACCAUACUGUAGUCAGUAUUGCUAAAAGUCUACCCACACUAUCCUAUAAGUAUACCCAUAUAUGGGUAUCAUGAUGCUAUAUACACCCAUAUAUGGACAUAUCAGAUCAGAAUACUUGACUGUGUGUCCAGAGCUUCAUGUAUACUACCUUUAUUAAUGGAAAAGUUUAUAUGUAAUCCAGUCUGCUAUGUUUGGUGCACUGUGUGCCGGUCGUCAACCGAUGCGGUUCUAACGCAAAGAGGCGCGCACAGCAGAUCAUAUUUAAUGACAAUCAAUCACCGACAAUCAGUGUUACAUUGUUAGUGCUCACAGAGAAAAGAGAUGGAUUCAUCCUCCGACGGUUUUGUGACUAUCUCGCAGCGCCUCGCUUCGAUAGUUGUAAUAGAAAAUAAACUCCUGAAGUGCUGAAAUUAGCCUCAAAAGGUGUUUGUAAUAUGCAUUUACUGGGUUUACAAGUCCGGUCAUGCUUUUUAAAAUUUUACAUUUUUUUUUUUGCAAUGUUCAUUGUGUUUUCUAGUGUCACCAUUUCUGUGCAUAAACAAAUAAAUAUUAAUUUUUCUAUUUAAAGGUAUAAUUGAAAGAUUUAGAGUUGUGCACUGUAUUUAUGAAGUAUAACAUGGUAGUAUAAUAAUUAAUAGUAAAUGAUGAUGAUAUUUAUUAUUAAUUAUAAUACCAUCUUUAUUAUUACUAUUUAUGUAUGUUUAUUUAAUUAUGUACAUUGUAUGUUUAUUCAAGUUUAUAUGUUGUCUGUGAUUUGAACAGAACCUGCUGUUGGUUGGCCUGAUUUUUCCGUGUUUCUUUAUUUUAAAUAUAAAUAUACAGUACAGUUAAUAGAUUACUGCAGGCAGCACAGCAACAUGUUUAAGAUAGCUGCUCCGUAGAUAAUGAUAGGACGCACAGAACGUAGUAGCACAUUGCUGCAGGCCAGUGGGCGUAUUUAGGAUUCUUGAAAUGCGGGGACUGAUGGGUGUACGACGAAGUGGGGCCUCGGUGAUUAAGUGAGGGAUGCUAGCUAGCUUGCGAAAUAAGGUGAUACGAGGUGAUUUUUAACUACGUAGGCAUAUUAUUUUUGCUUUUAACAUUUUCAUGUGUGAGUGGGGCGCAAGCCCAAAUAAUCUUUAGUGAAUCUCAGUAUGGUAAGUGGGAGGCAUGAAGAAAAAGGAAAGAGGAAUGUCAAAACAUGACAAUAUACAGAAGCAGAGUUGCAUAACAGGGCAUAUUCCCAGGCCUCCAAACUGAGGGGGCAGUGCUAAAAUGUACUUGUGCAAACAUGAUUUAAAAAGCUUCAAAAUGCCAAAGCACUUAAUAUUCAAAGAAAGUUGUAUGUUUUUCAGGGUGUGGUGCUGGGUGUAGUAUUUUUUUUUUAAUUUUCUGUUUUUGGUUUGAUUUCCCAUUUACUUAGCAUGUGUGCUUUCAUGUUGCAAUAGACCUUUCUUGAGUGUCAAUCAAACUUAACUGACCAAUCAGAGCCUGGAAUACACGCUUGCCCUAUGAACGUGUUGUGCGACAUAAGUACGCAAGAUUUUGCGUAU